GGCUGGGAAAGCUAACAGGGACUUGGGAUGUCUUGGGCCAAGCAUCUGUGUCAGGGCGCUGGGUUGAAAACAGAAUAAAUGAGUUUAACAACGAUCACAGCUCUCUGCCAUGUCCUGGGAAGCAAGCUGGAUCGCAUCCUUCACUAUCAUAAUGCUCUGGCAGGGGGAAAUCCAUCCAUACGGCCCCAGCCAGCAGCACGGCAGCCCCUCAAAAGAGUGAGGAGUGCUGGGGAAGGGAGCACAGCUGGGCUGUCACCUCCCUCCUCCUGUUAAUGUUUACAAGGCAGGUCCUGUGUUACUGCCAUCUGUCCAAAGACCACAUCCAGAUCCCUCCCUGGCUCUCCUUGGGUUCCUCCUUCCUGCUGAUCAAGCCCAGGCUGCGGGAUGGUGGCAGGGAGAAAAAACCCAGCUCCCCACGGGCUCCGUAACACUACUGGUCCCACUCUCCCACUGGACACCUCCGGUUCCGAUUCCCGGGCUGGUGGGUGCAGAUGAGUAAUGCCACACGUGCCUUGUCCUCUCCUGUGGUGGCUGGCAGUCCAGGGCCUGUCACGGUGGCCAGGCUGGCCUCAGCCCCGACAUCCCCAGCCCUUGUCCUGCUCACAGCCACCCACAACAACUCUGAAGAUGGCCAGCAACUUUUCCUGACCACGACAGCAGCACAGGUCAUCUCCGGCAUCUUCGUGUGGUCGGCACUCAUUGUCACCUUCCACCAGAUCUACACACACCUGAGGAAUUACACCAUCCCCAAGGAGCAGCGCUACAUCAUCCGCAUCCUCUUCAUCGUGCCUGUCUAUGCCUUCGACUCCUGGCUCAGCCUCCUCCUCCUUGGCAGCCACCAGUAUUAUGUCUACUUCGACUCAGUGCGUGACUGCUAUGAAGCUUUUGUGAUUUACAGCUUCCUGAGCCUGUGCUUCGAGUACCUCGGAGGGGAGAGCACCAUCAUGUCAGAGAUCCGUGGGAAGCCCAUUGUCUCCAGCUGCUUUUACGGGACCUGCUGCCUUCAGGGCAUGUCCUACUCCAUUGGGUUCCUGCGCUUCUGCAAGCAGGCCACACUGCAGUUCUGCAUCGUGAAACCCCUCAUGGCCAUCAUCACCAUCAUCCUGCAAGCAUUUGGGAAGUACCACGACGGGGACUUCAACGUCCAAAGUGGUUACCUCUACAUCACCAUCAUCUACAACUUCUCUGUCAGCCUGGCACUUUACGCACUUUUCCUCUUCUACUUUGCCACCAUGGACCUGCUGCGCCCGUUUAAGCCAGUGCUCAAGUUCAUCACCAUCAAGGCAGUCAUCUUCCUCUCCUUCUGGCAAGGGACGCUGCUUGCAAUCCUGGAGAAAUGCGGGGUGAUCCCUGAAGUUCAAAUCAUUGAUGGGAAGGAGGUGGGAGCUGGGACAGUAGCUGCUGGCUACCAGAACUUCAUCAUCUGCAUUGAGAUGUUCUUUGCUUCCAUUGCCCUGCGCUAUGCAUUCACCUGCCAGGUGUACAGAGAAAAGAAAGAAAAUACAACAGCAAACCUUGCCCCAAUGCAGAGCAUCUCGAGUGGGCUGAAGGAGACCAUAAGCCCCCAGGACAUCGUGCAGGAUGCGAUCCACAACUUCUCACCCGCGUACCAGCACUACACCCAGCAGUCAAUGCAGGAGAUGGAGCACAAAGCACCAGGGGAGAACGGGCACAUGGGCUCCAAGGCAGAGGGACUGAGUGGCAGGAAGAGCAAAAACAUUGAGAAGAGAGUUCUGAUCCUGUCAGAUGAAGAGCUGUAGGAGACAUCAGAGAGCACAGUGACACUGGAGAGGUUUAAACCCAUGCAAAUGGGAGCUGUCUCGAGCCUGAGGCAACCUGGUCUAAUCGGAGUACCGAGAAGCCAGGAACUCUACCCAAAAAGUCAGGCUCAUGAAAGGAGGAUGCAAUAACCCAGGGAAAGGUUUAAUCAAAUAGUGCCAGCUUCUGCUGCCCCAGCUCUGCUGGUGUUAGGGACUGGGCUCUCUUUGCUCCUGCAACCAACCAGCCCCGUGGUGCAGCCUGGGGCUGCCAGACAGGGAGAGGAGCUGAGCUGCAGGACAGGCCAGCUGCCCUUACCCUCCUCUCACCUCCAAAGCAGAGCUGAGGCCUGAGAGAAAUGCUUUUCUCAGCACAGUUCUGCUCUAGUUUCUCCUGAAUUGAGUGAAAAAUGAUCUCACAGGGCUCCAUGGAGAAAACCAGCCCAGGAAGGUGACUUCACUUCACCUCAAAACCUGGUAACAGCUGAAAGACAUCAUCCUUUAUUUUUACAUCUUCCCCCCUCUCCUUUCCCCAGAAAAGCCAACAGUGUUGUGCAGAAAACCUUUACCAGGAAGGAAGUGUAAGUCACUCUUUUCUCCCUCCAGAUGGGGAUGCAGCUGUCCCAGUAACUCCCCCAGGAGCAGUGGCAGGACCUCACUGGGGCUAACCAGAGGUCUCACAGCUGCAUUUCUCAGAGCUGCCGGUGACAGAAGCACUUGUUUAUGUCUAAACCGACUUAUCUCUGAAUGGAUCAGGAGUUAAAAGGGAUUCCAGCUUCCUUAUCAGAGUCUUUAUUAGGGAACCAGACUGUGACUGGUGGCAGUCGGAAUGCGCUUACUGGGAACUGUCUGUUCCUCCUAACCCUUUGCUAUUUACUAGCCCUGGGCUUUGCCCAAGCUGGAGGAAGGCAGGAGGGAGCAAAGCCCUGCUGGUGAGGGGUGACAGGGAUGGAGGGGUGCUAGGGGCUGCUGCCACUUGGGUCAGGACCUGGGGGAAAGAUGGGGAUUCUCCCCAUAUCGAACAGUGAUGGAGAGCACAUAUCCUUCUGCUAAACUUCCCUGAUUUUUUUUCCUCCAAAUUUCAGUCCAAUUUUUAGUCGAAAUUCUAUUCCUUUGUUAAUCACAUGAUCUCUGGGAAUUUACUUAAGCACUGUCCAGGCUGCUGUUUGGGGUGGGAGCUGCAUACUGGAAGGACAAAGGUAACUCUACAGUCUCAGUUUGCAGUCAGGUGGCAGACAAAGCCAUGAGUAAGGCUUAGUGCCGUUUCACACACAAAUCCUACUGGGUUGGGUUUUUUCCCCUGCUCUUAAGCUGCAAAAUGUAAAUCAAAACAUUAAAUUACUUUAUUUAUGAAUUUUUUUUCUAAUAAAUAGCAAUUUCUACCAC
Molecule: messenger RNA, 3143 nt
Organism: Calypte anna (Anna's hummingbird)
Lineage: Eukaryota; Metazoa; Chordata; Aves; Apodiformes; Trochilidae
Gene: TMEM184A
Product: transmembrane protein 184A
Exons: 9
Coding region: 492-1760 (422 amino acids)
Biological process (GO): transport
Cellular component (GO): early endosome membrane
Molecular function (GO): transporter activity
Source: RefSeq, a predicted model, not a curated record